AAAGAAAGCGAAGGUUGUUUUUGUUUGACCCACCAACCAGUUUUAGUUGUACUGAGAGGAUCCCAACCUUCAUCAAAACCCUAAAUUUCUCACCCGCCAAACACCACCAGGAAAAUGGAGAGAUCAAGCCAAGAAUCCCACCUGAGAUCUGAAAACUGCGUCACAUACGAGUCCCCGUACCCACUUUACUCCAUGGCAAUCUCUUCUUCAACCCAGCACCACCACCCCCGCAUCGCCAUUGGCAGCUUCAUCGAAGAACUCAGCAACAGGGUCGACAUCGUCUCCUUCGACGAAGACGCCCUAGCAAUCAGGACCCACCCCAGCCUCUCCUUCGACCACCCUUACCCACCCACCAAGCUCAUGUUCCACCCCAACUCCCGCACAUCCCCGGAUCACCUCGCCUCCUCCGGCGAAUACCUCCGUCUCUGGGAAGUUCGCGACAAUUCGAUUCAACCCCUCUCGGUUCUCAACAACAGCAAAACCAGCGAGUUCUGCGCCCCAUUAACAUCCUUCGAUUGGAACGAGGUCGAGCCUCGGAGAAUUGGGACAUCCAGCAUCGACACCACUUGUACCAUCUGGGACGUGGAGAGGGGUGUUGUUGAAACCCAGCUGAUUGCCCACGAUAAGGAGGUGUACGACAUUGCUUGGGGUGAAGCAGGGGUUUUCGCCUCGGUUUCCGCUGAUGGGUCAGUGAGAAUUUUCGAUUUGAGGGAUAAGGAGCACUCUACAAUCAUAUACGAGAGCCCCCAGCCUGAUACUCCAUUGCUUAGAUUGGCCUGGAACAAGCAGGAUGUGAGGUACAUGGCUACCAUUCUGAUGGAUAGUAAUAAGAUCGUCAUAUUGGAUAUAAGGUCGCCAACAAUGCCGGUUGCGGAGUUGGAGAGGCAUCGGGCUAGUGUCAAUGCCAUUUCUUGGGCUCCCCAGAGUUCCCGUCAUAUUUGUUCAGGAGGGGAUGAUUCACAGGCACUCAUUUGGGAGUUGCCUACGCUUGCUGGACCCAAUGGAAUCGAUCCAAUGUCAGUAUACUUGGCUUCGUCUGAAAUUAACCAGCUGCAGUGGUCUGCAGCUCAGCCAGAGUGGAUUGCCAUUGCCUUCUCCAACAAACUGCAGCUUCUUAAAGUUUAGUCUGUUGUGAUAGUGGCAUUCUGAGGGAGAUGGUCUCAGCUUCAUGUUUUCUUGGUCAAGCACAAGGGCUAGCAUGGCAGGAAUUGCUCUCCAGAUGCUUUGGUUCUUGAUUCGGAUGUUGUACUUCUGUAAGCAUUUAGCUUCUCAAGGCCAGUCAUAGUUUGUUGUAUUAUUACGGAUUUGCAGCCUUGUAGUUGUAUAUUUUAAACUUCAAGAAGAUAAUUAUUGCAGUGUCAACUACUCCUUUAGAUCA
Messenger RNA from Vitis vinifera (wine grape), 1378 nucleotides. RefSeq names its product WD-repeat 1 (gene WDR1). Bases 115 to 1125 code for a protein of 336 amino acids. Gene Ontology annotation, cellular component: nucleus. The transcript has 2 exons. Lineage: Eukaryota; Viridiplantae; Streptophyta; Magnoliopsida; Vitales; Vitaceae. The record is from RefSeq and is a predicted model, not a curated record. Gene Ontology annotation, molecular function: protein binding.